This is a messenger RNA of Mercenaria mercenaria, 2501 nucleotides long. Its product is annotated as zinc finger protein 626-like. The transcript is spliced from 5 exons. Gene Ontology annotation, biological process: regulation of transcription by RNA polymerase II. Gene Ontology annotation, molecular function: RNA polymerase II transcription regulatory region sequence-specific DNA binding; DNA-binding transcription factor activity, RNA polymerase II-specific. The record is from RefSeq and is a predicted model, not a curated record. The coding region runs from base 205 to 1899 and encodes 564 amino acids. Lineage: Eukaryota; Metazoa; Mollusca; Bivalvia; Venerida; Veneridae. Gene Ontology annotation, cellular component: nucleus.
UAGAGGUACGGACCCGUACCUCUAGAAUCAGAUUCUAGAGGUACGGAUCCGUACCCCUAGACACUUCUAAUGUAGAAAUAGGCUAGGUCAGCAGCGUUUUCACUUGCAAUUUUGAGUUGCAGGUCAGAGACCACCAAUUCAAAAAAGUACAGGGAACUUACUGGGAAUGAGUUUCAAAACGUGUUGUGAAGGGAGAAUGUAGCAAUGGGUGAAGUGAGCCAGUACCAUGUUACAAUGUUGAUAUCUACCAAUCAAGAGGAUGCCAUAAGGUUGUUGUUCAAACAGAAAAACUGGACAUGUUUGCUAAAUGUUUUGACAGAGGAAACUGUUACAGACAUAAUCCAAAGUGGGUUCACAGAUAUAUUUCCAGAGGCAUCAGAACUAGAGGGCGAGGCAAUGGAUGGAUCCAUCAGAGAGAAUGGUCCUGAAAUUGUAGAUGGAGAAACAGAGGACAACCUCACAGAAGAACCCCAUAGUGAAUCAAUGAAACUGAAAAGAAAAAGUUGUUCUGAUGAGGAUUAUACUGAUGAUGAAAAUGAUGGUAAUGGUGAUAUGAAUGAUGAGAAUGACACAUCUGUAGAGAACCUGAAUGAAACGCCAUCAUUGGUCAACAUCAAUGAUGAAACCAUAAAUAGCACAAGAGGUUCUAGCUCAAAAAAGUUAAAACCAGAUAAGAAAGAGAAAAGUUUUAAAAAUGUUAAGCGAAGAGUUAAAUGUCCUCUGUGUGAUUUAGAACUGGCAACAAAAUCUAUCUUGAAGAGACAUUGUCUGAGACGUCAUCCUGAUGAAUGGUUUGAAUUCAAAUGUGCAGAUUGUCCCAGUAUGUUUAAAACAAAGGAAGAGUUAUGGAAGCAUAGAGAUGAUGUGAAACAUGAACCACCAAAGAAAACCCCGAAACAGUUUGAGAAGGAUAACCACACGCCAGAGGAGCUACGAGAGAUGGGACAUAUUGAGUGUAAUGCAUGUGGAAAGUUCUUCCAUAAUGACCGCAUGUUAAGAAAGCAUUUGUACCAUUCUCAUAGGGAUAUGAUGCCGGUUCCCAUAUGUGCUGUGUGUGAUACAGAGUUUAAAACACGUCAAGAACUUUGGAAGCACAAGAAAGAUACCAACCACAAUGACUGUGUGUCUCUGUUAAAAAAUUAUCAGUGUGAUGCGUGUGGGAAAAUACUGAAGGGAGGCUACUAUUCUUUUCUUCACCAUCAAAAACUAGCAUGUGGAAAGGAAGAGAAAGAACUGGAAGAAUUGAAAGUACAUCCCUGUGACAUUUGCGGGUCUACUUUUAAAACAAAACACCAAAUUCAAUGUCAUAAAAAUGCAGUUCAUCUCAAAGCACCAGAAGUCUGUGAUAUUUGUGGAAAGGUGUACAAAAACCAACUUGCUUUAAGAGUCCAUAAGAAAAGACAUGAUGAGAACAAUAAGAAAUAUGCUUGUGACGAUUGCGGACGAUCUUUCUUUAAUAACACACUUCUCAAACAGCAUAUUCGCACACACACAAAAGAAAAACCGUUCAAAUGUCCUAUGUGUAACUAUUCCAGUGCAUGUAAAGAAAAUAUUGGAAAGCAUACCCUUUCCGUACAUAAAGUAAAGGCGAAAGCAAUAGACUUAAGGAAAAAGAAUGAUGCACCCACAGUAAUUAAUACGGGUUAUAUAAAAGACAAUAGGCAGAAUGUUAAUGUACCAAAUGAAUUCAAUAAAACUACAGCUCCUAUUGAACAACCAUUUCAUGCCCAGCUGGUAGAUAGAAAUGAUGAAGGAGAAACGUCUGUGAUGUUGACUGCCAGUGAAUCCUCAACUAGAAGUUACAUUGAACUGAUGAACUGUGAUAUAAACCCACAUACUUACACAAAUAUAGACCCAACUCAAUAUCAAUACCCAUGGGAAAACCCUGCUAGAAGAUGAUGUGCAAAUGCAGACAAUUUUGAUUUUAUUAAAGUACACAUUUGAUGAAGUAUUUCAUACCUGAAUAAAUGUAAAAUUAACUUUCUAAUGGCAUUCACCUCUCUAAUAAAAUCUCUUUAUUUCACAAUGAUUGAGGACUUACAGUUACAGGAUUUAUAUGUAUUAUAUCACGUCUAUUCAGAAUGUCUUUCUUUUUUGUGGCAUUUAUUGGCGAUACCUUUCUUUGAUACCAAUGAUGAGACAAUACAAUAUGUGUAUUAACAUAGUUUCAAUGUGACAUCUUCAAGGUCUGUGCCACAGUUCCACAGUUUGUUAGUUGUGAUUUCUUGUCUUGUUCAUAUAUUUGUUAUGUUUCUAUACUAUUUACAAUUGUUAUCAUUCAAGUUACAGUAUCUCAUACAUAAUUAUAUUCAAGGUCAUAUAUAGUCAAUUUCAGGUAAGCGGCUUUAUUGUAUGAAAUGUAUAGUUAGAAUAAUAAUGAUUUUUAUAAGUGAGAUUUUAUAUAUAAUUUAUUGUAGCAUUUAUUAUCAUUUGCAUUGAAAACUGCAUUUAUAUUGAUUAAUCUAGACUUGUAGAAUUACAUUAUAGAUAAUAACCCUGAA